This is a messenger RNA of Pseudovirgaria hyperparasitica, 1070 nucleotides long. RefSeq lists its product as uncharacterized. The record is from RefSeq and is a predicted model, not a curated record. Lineage: Eukaryota; Fungi; Ascomycota; Dothideomycetes; Acrospermales; Acrospermaceae. The transcript is spliced from 2 exons. The coding region runs from base 94 to 1023 and encodes 309 amino acids.
CGAGACUGCCCCGCUCAUCGAUUUCCACCUGACAUCUCCUGACGAUAGUUAUAAAGGAACCCUUUGUAUCGUGGCCUGCCACAGUAUCCAUUAAUGCCAUCAGUCAGUCAUCUGUAUUCGGGUCGCCGUUUACUACCACCUUGUGACGGUCCGAAGCUGGGUCCUUUCAAGCUUAAUAAUCAGCCUAUCACAUUCGAAAAACUCCUGAGCGAUAACUAUCCAACCAAGCCUAGUUCCUUUGGAGGGACCUCGAGCAGCCUUGGAGCUGGGUGUAGCUAUGUAUUUCAAGCAAACAUAGGAGACUCAAAGUAUGCCAUCAAAAUAUUCAAGUUCUACCAUUUGGACAAAAGUGGAGAUGUUGAAAAAGCUUUGAAAAAAGAUUUAACGAACGAGUCGACCAUUAUCUACAAUUCAGAUCCUUUUUACGCAGAAUGCAGAGCUUACGGCAAGAUCCGCCAAUAUCAGGAGCACCAAGGACGGGAAUUGAGGUCCCGUAAGUGGAAGAGGAGGCGUAAUGCGAGGACCACCCCUCUUGCUGUGCCAUGUUACGGCUACCUGUUUCUGCAAUUCGAUGAUUAUUCUGACUUAUUUCGAGAUGAUUUUGGGGUCUCUGCGUGGGACAGAACAGAGGAAGACGAUAUAGCUCAGAUACCACUUCGAGGACUUGUGAAACAAUUGAUGAAUGACGAAGAGCCGUUGCGCAAUCCUCGUCAGAUGCUAAGGGAUCUCGAUACCUUACUAGAGAUCGACGUAUGGCAAAGGGACGUUUUCGUGAGGAAUUACCUGGAAGGAUUACUGAUCGAUUUUGACAUCGCAUGGACUAAGCCUCAUUGGAUGUUCUUACUUUUAUCCCAGGAGCAGCUCAAUGAAGAGAGGCAGGAGCAUUACGUUGACUAUGAUAAUAUGUUUUUGGAAGUUUAUGGAAGAGACCAUAUCGCUAAAGUAAGGGCCACGGUAAACGUGGGCUACCGCGCGAAACUCAGGGGAUGGUCGUGGCCCGGUAGACUUUUAAGUCUGGCUUGAUGUACGCUAUGUUUAUUAUCGACAUUUCAAGAGAAUCUGUCAUGUUC